Austrofundulus limnaeus is the source of this 1853-nucleotide messenger RNA. It is a transcript of the gene mdm2, whose product is annotated as MDM2 proto-oncogene. The transcript is spliced from 13 exons. The record is from RefSeq and is a predicted model, not a curated record. Gene Ontology annotation, biological process: protein ubiquitination; regulation of cell cycle; cell cycle. Gene Ontology annotation, cellular component: nucleus. Lineage: Eukaryota; Metazoa; Chordata; Actinopteri; Cyprinodontiformes; Rivulidae. Bases 311 to 1687 code for a protein of 458 amino acids. Gene Ontology annotation, molecular function: p53 binding; identical protein binding; ubiquitin protein ligase activity.
UUAGCAUAAACUUUAGCUUUAUGUGUGUUUAUUUUAUUCAGUCGUGAGUUGUUGGGAAGCUCAGUGUUUUUCCAGCAUCCUGUGUUUGUGAGGUUGUAGCUGAAUGUUCUGUUCGGUUCUGACCCGGAGGGAGGGGAGCUGCUGGACAAGUCCGGGCAAAUCUUGGUCCGUGUGUUGACAACAUGUUCUGACUGUUCAGACCCACAAAACCGCUGCUGCCCAGACUUAUCUUCUACUGGACCGACCGAACGGUACCAGGAUGGGCUGCUGAGACCACCGGCUUGUAAAUAAAGGAACAAACGGCUUCAACAUGUCGGCUGACGAGGAGAUGAACACAAACACAACAAAUGAAGUUAAACUGGUCAGACCCAAGGUGGAGCUGCACUCUCUGCUUCAACACGCCGGAGCCACCAAAGAUGUCUUCACCAUGAAGGAGGUGAUGUUCUACCUGGGUCAGUACAUCAUCCAGAAGCAGCUGUACGACCAGAAGCAGCAGCACAUGGUGCACUGCGCUCAGGACGCUCUGGGCCGAGUCCUGGGCGUCGACAGCUUCUCGGUCAAAGAGCCGCGACGUCUGUUUGCCAUGGUCACAAAGAACCUGGUGUGUGUGAGGAACCAGGAUCCUGCAGUGAGCUCAGGUGAAGGACAGAGUCAGGUGGACAGGAGGACAGAGGCCUCAGGGAUGGCGACUCRCUCCUCGACUCCAGACAGGAGGAGGAGACGGAGGAGGAGCAGCAGGAGCAACGACCCAGGUCCCUCGCGCAGCGUAGACGGCGAAGAUGAGGAUGAACCUGAGGAAGACGACAGGAAGAGGAAGAGGUCGGACAGCUACUCGCUGACGUUUGACGACAGCCUGUCGUGGUGCGUGAUUGGUGGACUGGGGAGUGGGCGGGACCGAACAAGCAGUCAUUCAUCUGACUCUCACAGCACAUCGGAGAGGUCAGAGGUCGCUGCAGCUGCUUCAGACUCUGACAGCGAUAACUUCAGCGUGGAGUUUGAGGUGGAAUCCAUCGACUCUGAGGACUACAACGAAGACGAUGCUUCUUUGUCUGCAGACGACCAGGUGUAUGAGGUCACCAUCUUUGAGGACGAUGACGACGACGAGGACGACACAGAAAUCACAGCAGCUGACUACUGGCAGUGUGAGAAAUGUGAGGAGAUGAACCCGCCUCUACCCAGAAACUGUCAGCGCUGUUGGACUCCACGUCAGGAUUGGCUGAGGGAGGCGUCUGUCAACACCACGCCCACACAACCAACCGACCAAUCAGCUGCCAAAGACACUCCAAGUUCUGAUGCUGAGGACAACGGAGUCGACGUUCCAGACGGGAAAAGACCCAAAACUCCGCCCACCUCCGAGCCGUCCUCUCAGGAGAAGCUCCUCUGCUCCGACUCUCAGCCUUCGUCGUCGUCCUCCUCGCUCGAGUCCCAGGAGCUCCAGGCGGGGUCGGGGGCAGGGUCGACGCCCGAGCUGGAGCGCACGGUGUCGGCGGAGUGGCGGCUGCCGGACUCGUGCCUGGACCCCUGCCUCAUCUGCCAGUCCCGGCCCAAGAACGGCUGCAUCGUCCACGGGCAGACGGGCCACCUGAUGUCCUGCUACGUGUGCGCCCGCAAGCUGAAGAAGAGGAACAAGCUGUGUCCCGUCUGCAGGAUGCCCAUCCAGAUGGUGGUCCUCACCUACCUCAGCUGAGCAGAGGAGAGGAGAGGUGGUCCUCAGGCUCAACCUACCUCACCGCAGAGACACCAGUUUGGGAAGAGUUCAAAGAUAUGUUUUCUAACUUUGGCAAAUUUAUUUUAAAAUAACUGUUUUAUUUAUUGUUCAAAAUGUUUUUCUGAGAUAAAACUAAGAGGUUUUA